This is a messenger RNA of Argiope bruennichi, 18184 nucleotides long. Its product is annotated as serine-rich adhesin for platelets-like. The transcript has a single exon. The record is from RefSeq and is a predicted model, not a curated record. Lineage: Eukaryota; Metazoa; Arthropoda; Arachnida; Araneae; Araneidae. The coding region runs from base 24 to 18086 and encodes 6020 amino acids.
UUGAACAACUCAGUUAUUCAGCCAUGAAUUGGUUAACUAGUCUUGCUUUCGCAGUUCUACUGCUAUCAGUACAGUACGAUGCGGUGCAAAGCGCGUCACCUUUGUCAAGGAGUCCUUGGGCCAAUCCAGCCAAAGCAGGAUCGUUGAUGAACUGUCUUAUCAACAGAAUCUCUAGCUCAAAUGUCUUGCCUCAACAAGAUAAAGAUGACUUGGAAUCCAUUAUGGACACACUGAUGUCUGCAAUAACAGGGGCCAGUGCCAAAGGUAAAAGUUCUGCUGCGCAGUUGCAAGCCAUCAAUAUGGCAGUUGCAUCUUCCCUGGCAGAACUAGUCGUUGCCGAAGACGCAAGCAAUCAGGCAAGCAUUGCAGUAAAGACGCAGGCCCUUUCAGGAGCACUACAGCAAUGUUUCCAAGCAGUCAUGGGCACGGUCGACCGAAAAUUCAUCAACGAAAUAAACGAUUUGAUAACAAUGUUUACCAGAGAAGCUGCCAGUGAAAGUAAUGAAAUUCCCGACCAAGGAUCAUUCUCCGCCAGCGGAUCGUCUGCUUCAUCUUCGUAUCAAGCAGCAAGUCAAAGUUUCCAAGGAUCAUCUCAAACUACAGGCGGAUUUAGUUCAUACUCUCAACCUCAAGUUUCGCAGCCAGCAACUUUCGGCCCUGGGUCAGUCGGAUACACUGGUGGAUCUGGGACAUAUGAUGGAGGAUUGCAAUUAGGCUCAAUUACAGGCGGAACUUCUUUCGGCCAAACAACUGCUGCAUCAACCAGUUUCUCUCAAACAGGAGCUUCUUCUACCAGCGGUGCUGGCUACACAGGACCUGCUGGACCUUCUGGCUACACAGGGCCUGCUGGACCUUCUGGCUACACUGGGCCUGUGGGUGGCGGAGCGCAGUUCGGUUCUGUUUCUGGUCAAACAUCAGGCUUUACCGCAUCUACUGGCGGACAAGCCGCUUACGGUGCAACAAGUGGAGCGUCUGCUGGCCUUAUCUCCAGAGUUGCAAACGCACUUGCCAAUACAUCAACAUUGAGAACUGUCCUCAGAAGAGGUGUAUCCCAACAGAUUGCCUCCACCGUGGUACAGAGAGCCGCUCAGUCGUUGGCCAGUACUCUGGGACUCGACGGAAAUAACUUCUCCAGAAUAGCAUUACAAGCCAUCUCUCAAGUGCCCGCAGGGUCUGACACUUCUGCUUACGCUCAAGCAUUCUCUAGUGCGCUGUUCAAUGCCGGAGUUCUGAAUGCAAGCAACAUUGACACAUUGGGAUCCCGAGUUCUGUCAGCAGUUUUGAACGGAGUAUCAAGUGCGGCGCAAGGUGUUGGCAUCAAUGUAGAUACCGGCAGUGUACAAAGUGACAUUAGUUCCAGUAGCAGCUUCCUCUCAACAAGCUCGUCUUCGGCCAGUUUCUCUCAGACAUCAGCUUCUUCUACCAGCGGUGCUGGCUACACAGGACCUGCUGGACCUUCUGGCUACACAGGGCCUGCUGGACCGUCUGGCUACACUGGGCCUGUGGGUGGCGGAGCGCAGUUCGGUUCUGUUUCAGGUCAAACAUCAGGCUUUACCGCAUCUACUGGCGGACAAGCCGCUUUCGGUGCAACAAGUGGAGCGUCUGCUGGCCUUAUCUCCAGAGUUGCAAACGCACUUGCCAAUACAUCAACAUUGAGAACUGUCCUCAGAAGAGGUGUAUCCCAACAGAUUGCCUCCACCGUGGUACAGAGAGCCGCUCAGUCGUUGGCCAGUACUCUGGGACUCGACGGAAAUAACUUCUCCAGAAUAGCAUUACAAGCCAUCUCUCAAGUGCCCGCAGGGUCUGACACUUCUGCUUACGCUCAAGCAUUCUCUAGUGCGCUGUUCAAUGCCGGAGUUCUGAAUGCAAGCAACAUUGACACAUUGGGAUCCCGAGUUCUGUCAGCAGUUUUGAACGGAGUAUCAAGUGCGGCGCAAGGUGUUGGCAUCAAUGUAGAUACCGGCAGUGUACAAAGUGACAUUAGUUCCAGUAGCAGCUUCCUCUCAACAAGCUCGUCUUCGGCCAGUUUCUCUCAGACAUCAGCUUCUUCUACCAGCGGUGCUGGCUACACAGGACCUGCUGGACCUUCUGGCUACACAGGGCCUGAUGGACCUUCUGGCUACACAGGGCCUGAUGGACCUUCUGGCUACACUGGGCCUGUGGGUGGCGGAGCGCAGUUCGGUUCUGUUUCAGGUCAAACAUCAGGCUUUACCGCAUCUACUGGCGGACAAGCCGCUUUCGGUGCAACAAGUGGAGCGUCUUCUGGCCUUAUCUCCAGAGUUGCAAACGCACUUGCCAAUACAUCAACAUUGAGAACUGUCCUCAGAAGAGGUGUAUCCCAACAGAUUGCCUCCACCGUGGUACAGAGAGCCGCUCAGUCGUUGUCCAGUACUCUGGGAGUCGACGGAAAUAACUUCUCCAGAAUAGCAUUACAAGCCAUCUCUCAAGUGCCCGCAGGGUCUGACACUUCUGCUUACGCUCAAGCAUUCUCUAGUGCGCUGUUCAAUGCCGGAGUUCUGAAUGCAAGCAACAUUGACACAUUGGGAUCCCGAGUUCUGUCAGCAGUUUUGAACGGAAUAUCAAGUGCGGCGCAAGGUGUUGGCAUCAGUGUAGAUAGCGGCAGUGUACAAAGUGACAUUAGUUCCAGUAGCAGCUUCCUCUCAACAAGCUCGUCUGCGUCCAGUUUCUCUCAGACAUCAGCUUCUUCUACCAGCGGUGCUGGCUACACAGGGCCUGCUGGACCUUCUGGAUAUCCUGGACCUGUGGGUGGCGGAGCGCCGUUCGGUCAAACAUCAGGCCUCACCGCACCUACUGGCGGACAAGGCGCUUUCGGCGGUGCAACAAGUGGAGCAUCUGCUGGCCUUAUCUCCAGAGUAGCAAACGCACUUGCCAAUACAUCAACAUUGAGAACUGUCCUCAGAAGAGGUGUAUCCCAACAGAUUGCCUCCAGCGUGGUACAGAGAGCCGCUCAGUCGUUGUCCAGUACUCUGGGAGUCGACGGAAAUAACUUCUCCAGAAUAGCAUUACAAGCCAUCUCUCAAGUGCCCGCAGGGUCUGACACUUCUGCUUACGCUCAAGCAUUCUCUAGUGCGCUGUUCAAUGCCGGAGUUCUGAAUGCAAGCAACAUUGACACAUUGGGAUCCCGAGUUCUGUCAGCAGUUUUGAACGGAGUAUCAAGUGCGGCGCAAGGUGUUGGCAUCAGUGUAGAUAGCGGCAGUGUACAAAGUGACAUUAGUUCCAGUAGCAGCUUCCUCUCAACAAGCUCGUCUGCGUCCAGUUUCUCUCAGACAUCAGCUUCUUCUACCAGCGGUGCUGGCUACACAGGGCCUGCUGGACCUUCUGGAUAUCCUGGACCUGUGGGUGGCGGAGCGCCGUUCGGUCAAACAUCAGGCCUCACCGCACCUACUGGCGGACAAGGCGCUUUCGGCGGUGCAACAAGUGGAGCGUCUGCUGGCCUUAUCUCCAGAGUAGCAAACGCACUUGCCAAUACAUCAACAUUGAGAACUGUCCUCAGAAGAGGUGUAUCCCAACAGAUUGCCUCCAGCGUGGUACAGAGAGCCGCUCAGUCGUUGUCCAGUACUCUGGGAGUCGACGGAAAUAACUUCUCCAGAAUAGCAUUACAAGCCAUCUCUCAAGUGCCCGCAGGGUCUGACACUUCUGCUUACGCUCAAGCAUUCUCUAGUGCGCUGUUCAAUGCCGGAGUUCUGAAUGCAAGCAACAUUGACACAUUGGGAUCCCGAGUUCUGUCAGCAGUUUUGAACGGAGUAUCAAGUGCGGCGCAAGGUGUUGGCAUCAGUGUAGAUAGCGGCAGUGUACAAAGUGACAUUAGUUCCAGUAGCAGCUUCCUCUCAAGAAGCUCGUCUGCGUCCAGUUUCUCUCAGACAUCAGCUUCUUCUACCAGCGGUGCUGGCUACACAGGGCCUGCUGGACCUUCUGGAUAUCCUGGACCUGUGGGUGGCGGAGCGCCGUUCGGUCAAACAUCAGGCCUCACCGCACCUACUGGCGGACAAGGCGCUUUCGGCGGUGCAACAAGUGGAGCGUCUGCUGGCCUUAUCUCCAGAGUAGCAAACGCACUUGCCAAUACAUCAACAUUGAGAACUGUCCUCAGAAGAGGUGUAUCGCAACAGAUUGCCUCCAGCGUGGUACAGAGAGCCGCUCAGUCGUUGUCCAGUACUCUGGGAGUCGACGGAAAUAACUUCUCCAGAAUAGCAUUACAAGCCAUCUCUCAAGUGCCCGCAGGGUCUGAAACUUCUGCUUACGCUCAAGCAUUCUCUAGUGCGCUGUUCAAUGCCGGAGUUCUGAAUGCAAGCAACAUUGACACAUUGGGAUCCCGAGUUCUGUCAGCAGUUUUGAACGGAGUAUCAAGUGCGGCGCAAGGUGUUGGCAUCAGUGUAGAUAGCGGCAGUGUACAAAGUGACAUUAGUUCCAGUAGCAGCUUCCUCUCAACAAGCUCGUCUGCGUCCAGUUUCUCUCAGACAUCAGCUUCUUCUACCAGCGGUGCUGGCUACACAGGGCCUGCUGGACCUUCUGGAUAUCCUGGACCUGUGGGUGGCGGAGCGCCGUUCGGUCAAACAUCAGGCCUCACCGCACCUACUGGCGGACAAGGCGCUUUCGGCGGUGCAACAAGUGGAGCGUCUGCUGGCCUUAUCUCCAGAGUAGCAAACGCACUUGCCAAUACAUCAACAUUGAGAACUGUCCUCAGAAGAGGUGUAUCCCAACAGAUUGCCUCCAGCGUGGUACAGAGAGCCGCUCAGUCGUUGUCCAGUACUCUGGGAGUCGACGGAAAUAACUUCUCCAGAAUAGCAUUACAAGCCAUCUCUCAAGUGCCCGCAGGGUCUGACACUUCUGCUUACGCUCAAGCAUUCUCUAGUGCGCUGUUCAAUGCCGGAGUUCUGAAUGCAAGCAACAUUGACACAUUGGGAUCCCGAGUUCUGUCAGCAGUUUUGAACGGAGUAUCAAGUGCGGCGAAAGGUGUUGGCAUCAGUGUAGAUAGCGGCAGUGUACAAAGUGACAUUAGUUCCAGUAGCAGCUUCCUCUCAACAAGCUCGUCUGCGUCCAGUUUCUCUCAGACAUCAGAUUCUUCUACCAGCGGUGCUGGCUACACAGGGCCUGCUGGACCUUCUGGAUAUCCUGGACCUGUGGGUGGCGGAGCGCCGUUCGGUCAAACAUCAGGCCUCACCGCACCUACUGGCGGACAAGGCGCUUUCGGCGGUGCAACAAGUGGAGCGUCUGCUGGCCUUAUCUCCAGAGUAGCAAACGCACUUGCCAAUACAUCAACAUUGAGAACUGUCCUCAGAAGAGGUGUAUCCCAACAGAUUGCCUCCAGCGUGGUACAGAGAGCCGCUCAGUCGUUGUCCAGUACUCUGGGAGUCGACGGAAAUAACUUCUCCAGAAUAGCAUUACAAGCCAUCUCUCAAGUGCCCGCAGGGUCUGACACUUCUGCUUACGCUCAAGCAUUCUCUAGUGCGCUGUUCAAUGCUGGAGUUCUGAAUGCAAGCAACAUUGACACAUUGGGAUCCCGAGUUCUGUCAGCAGUUUUGAACGGAGUAUCAAGCGCGGCGCAAGGUGUUGGCAUCAGUGUAGAUAGCGGCAGUGUACAAAGUGACAUUAGUUCCAGUAGCAGCUUCCUCUCAACAAGCUCGUCUGCGUCCAGUUUCUCUCAGACAUCAGCUUCUUCUACCAGCGGUGCUGGCUACACAGGGCCUGCUGGACCUUCUGGAUAUCCUGGACCUGUGGGAGGCGGAGCGCCAUUCGGUCAAACAUCAGGCCUCACCGCACCUACUGGCGGACAAGGCGCUUUCGGCGGUGCAACAAGUGGAGCGUCUGCUGGCCUUAUCUCCAGAGUAGCAAACGCACUUGCCAAUACAUCAACAUUGAGAACUGUCCUCAGAAGAGGUGUAUCCCAACAGAUUGCCUCCAGCGUGGUACAGAGAGCCGCUCAGUCGUUGUCCAGUACUCUGGGAGUCGACGGAAAUAACUUCUCCAGAAUAGCAUUACAAGCCAUCUCUCAAGUGCCCGCAGGGUCUGACACUUCUGCUUACGCUCAAGCAUUCUCUAGUGCGCUGUUCAAUGCCGGAGUUCUGAAUGCAAGCAACAUUGACACAUUGGGAUCCCGAGUUCUGUCAGCAGUUUUGAACGGAGUAUCAAGUGCGGCGCAAGGUGUUGGCAUCAGUGUAGAUAGCGGCAGUGUACAAAGUGACAUUAGUUCCAGUAGCAGCUUCCUCUCAACAAGCUCGUCUGCAUCCAGUUUCUCUCAGACAUCAGCUUCUUCUACCAGCGGUGCUGGCUACACAGGGCCUGCUGGACCUUCUGGAUAUCCUGGACCUGUGGGUGGCGGAGCGCCGUUCGGUCAAACAUCAGGCCUCACCGCACCUACUGGCGGACAAGGCGCUUUCGGCGGUGCAACAAGUGGAGCGUCUGCUGGCCUUAUCUCCAGAGUAGCAAACGCACUUGCCAAUACAUCAACAUUGAGAACUGUCUUCAGAAGAGGUGUAUCGCAACAGAUUGCCUCCAGCGUGGUACAGAGAGCCGCUCAGUCGUUGUCCAGUACUCUGGGAGUCGACGGAAAUAACUUCUCCAGAAUAGCAUUACAAGCCAUCUCUCAAGUGCCCGCAGGGUCUGACACUUCUGCUUACGCUCAAGCAUUCUCUAGUGCGCUGUUCAAUGCCGGAGUUCUGAAUGCAAGCAACAUUGACACAUUGGGAUCCCGAGUUCUGUCAGCAGUUUUGAACGGAGUAUCAAGUGCGGCGCAAGGUGUUGGCAUCAGUGUAGAUAGCGGCAGUGUACAAAGUGACAUUAGUUCCAGUAGCAGCUUCCUCUCAACAAGCUCGUCUGCGUCCAGUUUCUCUCAGACAUCAGCUUCUUCUACCAGCGGUGCUGGCUACACAGGGCCUGCUGGACCUUCUGGAUAUCCUGGACCUGUGGGUGGCGGAGCGCCGUUCGGUCAAACAUCAGGCCUCACCGCACCUACUGGCGGACAAGGCGCUUUCGGCGGUGCAACAAGUGGAGCGUCUGCUGGCCUUAUCUCCAGAGUAGCAAACGCACUUGCCAAUACAUCAACAUUGAGAACUGUCCUCAGAAGAGGUGUAUCCCAACAGAUUGCCUCCAGCGUGGUACAGAGAGCCGCUCAGUCGUUGUCCAGUGCUCUGGGAGUCGACGGAAAUAACUUCUCCAGAAUAGCAUUACAAGCCAUCUCUCAAGUGCCCGCAGGGUCUGACACUUCUGCUUACGCUCAAGCAUUCUCUAGUGCGCUGUUCAAUGCCGGAGUUCUGAAUGCAAGCAACAUUGACACAUUGGGAUCCCGAGUUCUGUCAGCAGUUUUGAACGGAGUAUCAAGUGCGGCGCAAGGUGUUGGCAUCAGUGUAGAUAGCGGCAGUGUACAAAGUGACAUUAGUUCCAGUAGCAGCUUCCUCUCAACAAGCUCGUCUGCGUCCAGUUUCUCUCAGACAUCAGCUUCUUCUACCAGCGGUGCUGGCUACACAGGGCCUGCUGGACCUUCUGGAUAUCCUGGACCUGUGGGUGGCGGAGUUCCGUUCGGUCAAACAUCAGGCCUCACCGCACUUACUGGCGGACAAGGCGCUUUCGGCGGUGCAACAAGUGGAGCGUCUGCUGGCCUUAUCUCCAGAGUAGCAAACGCACUUGCCAAUACAUCAACAUUGAGAACUGUCCUCAGAAGAGGUGUAUCCCAACAGAUUGCCUCCAGCGUGGUACAGAGAGCCGCUCAGUCGUUGUCCAGUACUCUGGGAGUCGACGGAAAUAACUUCUCCAGAAUAGCAUUACAAGCCAUCUCUCAAGUGCCCGCAGGGUCUGACACUUCUGCUUACGCUCAAGCAUUCUCUAGUGCGCUGUUCAAUGCCGGAGUUCUGAAUGCAAGCAACAUUGACACAUUGGGAUCCCGAGUUCUGUCAGCAGUUUUGAACGGAGUAUCAAGUGCGGCGCAAGGUGUUGGCAUCAGUGUAGAUAGCGGCAGUGUACAAAGUGACAUUAGUUCCAGUAGCAGCUUCCUCUCAACAAGCUCGUCUGCGUCCAGUUUCUCUCAGACAUCAGCUUCUUCUACCAGCGGUGCUGGCUACACAGGGCCUGCUGGACCUUCUGGAUAUCCUGGACCUGUGGGUGGCGGAGCGCCGUUCGGUCAAACAUCAGGCCUCACCGCACCUACUGGCGGACAAGGCGCUUUCGGCGGUGCAACAAGUGGAGCGUCUGCUGGCCUUAUCUCCAGAGUAGCAAACGCACUUGAGAAUACAUCAACAUUGAGAACUGUCCUCAGAAGAGGUGUAUCCCAACAGAUUGCCUCCAGCGUGGUACAGAGAGCCGCUCAGUCGUUGUCCAGUACUCUGGGAGUCGACGGAAAUAACUUCUCCAGAAUAGCAUUACAAGCCAUCUCUCAAGUGCCCGCAGGGUCUGACACUUCUGCUUACGCUCAAGCAUUCUCUAGUGCGCUGUUCAAUGCCGGAGUUCUGAAUGCAAGCAACAUUGACACAUUGGGAUCCCGAGUUCUGUCAGCAGUUUUGAACGGAGUAUCAAGUGCGGCGCAAGGUGUUGGCAUCAGUGUAGAUAGCGGCAGUGUACAAAGUGACAUUAGUUCCAGUAGCAGCUUCCUCUCAACAAGCUCGUCUGCGUCCAGUUUCUCUCAGACAUCAGAUUCUUCUACCAGCGGUGCUGGCUACACAGGGCCUGCUGGACCUUCUGGAUAUCCUGGACCUGUGGGUGGCGGAGCGCCGUUCGGUCAAACAUCAGGCCUCACCGCACCUACUGGCGGACAAGGCGCUUUCGGCGGUGCAACAAGUGGAGCGUCUGCUGGCCUUAUCUCCAGAGUAGCAAACGCACUUGCCAAUACAUCAACAUUGAGAACUGUCCUCAGAAGAGGUGUAUCCCAACAGAUUGCCUCCAGCGUGGUACAGAGAGCCGCUCAGUCGUUGUCCAGUACUCUGGGAGUCGACGGAAAUAACUUCUCCAGAAUAGCAUUACAAGCCAUCUCUCAAGUGCCCGCAGGGUCUGACACUUCUGCUUACGCUCAAGCAUUCUCUAGUGCGCUGUUCAAUGCCGGAGUUCUGAAUGCAAGCAACAUUGACACAUUGGGAUCCCGAGUUCUGUCAGCAGUUUUGAACGGAGUAUCAAGUGCGGCGCAAGGUGUUGGCAUCAGUGUAGAUAGCGGCAGUGUACAAAGUGACAUUAGUUCCAGUAGCAGCUUCCUCUCAACAAGCUCGUCUGCGUCCAGUUUCUCUCAGACAUCAGAUUCUUCUACCAGCGGUGCUGGCUACACAGGGCCUGCUGGACCUUCUGGAUAUCCUGGACCUGUGGGUGGCGGAGUUCCGUUCGGUCAAACAUCAGGCCUCACCGCACCUACUGGCGGACAAGGCGCUUUCGGCGGUGCAACAAGUGGAGCGUCUGCUGGCCUUAUCUCCAGAGUAGCAAACGCACUUGCCAAUACAUCAACAUUGAGAACUGUCCUCAGAAGAGGUGUAUCCCAACAGAUUGCCUCCAGCGUGGUACAGAGAGCCGCUCAGUCGUUGUCCAGUACUCUGGGAGUCGACGGAAAUAACUUCUCCAGAAUAGCAUUACAAGCCAUCUCUCAAGUGCCCGCAGGGUCUGACACUUCUGCUUACGCUCAAGCAUUCUCUAGUGCGCUGUUCAAUGCCGGAGUUCUGAAUGCAAGCAACAUUGACACAUUGGGAUCCCGAGUUCUGUCAGCAGUUUUGAACGGAGUAUCAAGUGCGGCGCAAGGUGUUGGCAUCAGUGUAGAUAGCGGCAGUGUACAAAGUGACAUUAGUUCCAGUAGCAGCUUCCUCUCAACAAGCUCGUCUGCGUCCAGUUUCUCUCAGACAUCAGCUUCUUCUACCAGCGGUGCUGGCUACACAGGGCCUGCUGGACCUUCUGGAUAUCCUGGACCUGUGGGUGGCGGAGCGCCGUUCGGUCAAACAUCAGGCCUCACCGCACCUACUGGCGGACAAGGCGCUUUCGGCGGUGCAACAAGUGGAGCGUCUGCUGGCCUUAUCUCCAGAGUAGCAAACGCACUUGCCAAUACAUCAACAUUGAGAACUGUCCUCAGAAGAGGUGUAUCCCAACAGAUUGCCUCCAGCGUGGUACAGAGAGCCGCUCAGUCGUUGUCCAGUACUCUGGGAGUCGACGGAAAUUACUUCUCCAGAAUAGCAUUACAAGCCAUCUCUCAAGUGCCCGCAGGGUCUGACACUUCUGCUUACGCUCAAGCAUUCUCUAGUGCGCUGUUCAAUGCCGGAGUUCUGAAUGCAAGCAACAUUGACACAUUGGGAUCCCGAGUUCUGUCAGCAGUUUUGAACGGAGUAUCAAGUGCGGCGCAAGGUGUUGGCAUCAGUGUAGAUAGCGGCAGUGUACAAAGUGACAUUAGUUCCAGUAGCAGCUUCCUCUCAACAAGCUCGUCUGCGUCCAGUUUCUCUCAGACAUCAGAUUCUUCUACCAGCGGUGCUGGCUACACAGGGCCUGCUGGACCUUCUGGAUAUCCUGGACCUGUGGGUGGCGGAGCGCCGUUCGGUCAAACAUCAGGCCUCACCGCACUUACUGGCGGACAAGGCCCUUUCGGCGGUGCAACAAGUGGAGCGUCUGCUGGCCUUAUCUCCAGAGUAGCAAACGCACUUGCCAAUACAUCAACAUUGAGAACUGUCCUCAGAAGAGGUGUAUCCCAACAGAUUGCCUCCAGCGUGGUACAGAGAGCCGCUCAGUCGUUGUCCAGUACUCUGGGAGUCGACGGAAAUAACUUCUCCAGAAUAGCAUUACAAGCCAUCUCUCAAGUGCCCGCAGGGUCUGACACUUCUGCUUACGCUCAAGCAUUCUCUAGUGCGCUGUUCAAUGCCGGAGUUCUGAAUGCAAGCAACAUUGACACAUUGGGAUCCCGAGUUCUGUCAGCAGUUUUGAACGGAGUAUCAAGUGCGGCGCAAGGUGUUGGCAUCAGUGUAGAUAGCGGCAGUGUACAAAGUGACAUUAGUUCCAGUAGCAGCUUCCUCUCAACAAGCUCGUCUGCGUCCAGUUUCUCUCAGACAUCAGCUUCUUCUACCAGCGGUGCUGGCUACACAGGGCCUGCUGGACCUUCUGGAUAUCCUGGACCUGUGGGUGGCGGAGCGCCGUUCGGUCAAACAUCAGGCCUCACCGCACCUACUGGCGGACAAGGCGCGUUCGGCGGUGCAACAAGUGGAGCGUCUGCUGGCCUUAUCUCCAGAGUAGCAAACGCACUUGAGAAUACAUCAACAUUGAGAACUGUCCUCAGAAGAGGUGUAUCCCAACAGAUUGCCUCCAGCGUGGUACAGAGAGCCGCUCAGUCGUUGUCCAGUACUCUGGGAGUCGACGGAAAUAACUUCUCCAGAAUAGCAUUACAAGCCAUCUCUCAAGUGCCCGCAGGGUCUGACACUUCUGCUUACGCUCAAGCAUUCUCUAGUGCGCUGUUCAAUGCCGGAGUUCUGAAUGCAAGCAACAUUGACACAUUGGGAUCCCGAGUUCUGUCAGCAGUUUUGAACGGAGUAUCAAGUGCGGCGCAAGGUGUUGGCAUCAGUGUAGAUAGCGGCAGUGUACAAAGUGACAUUAGUUCCAGUAGCAGCUUCCUCUCAACAAGCUCGUCUGCGUCCAGUUUCUCUCAGACAUCAGAUUCUUCUACCUGCGGUGCUGACUACACAGGGCCUGCUGGACCUUCUGGAUAUCCUGGACCUGUGGGUGGCGGAGCGCCGUUCGGUCAAACAUCAGGCCUCACCGCACCUACUGGCGGACAAGGCGCUUUCGGCGGUGCAACAAGUGGAGCGUCUGCUGGCCUUAUCUCCAGAGUAGCAAACGCACUUGCCAAUACAUCAACAUUGAGAACUGUCCUCAGAAGAGGUGUAUCCCAACAGAUUGCCUCCAGCGUGGUACAGAGAGCCGCUCAGUCGUUGUCCAGUACUCUGGGAGUCGACGGAAAUAACUUCUCCAGAAUAGCAUUACAAGCCAUCUCUCAAGUGCCCUCAGGGUCUGACACUUCUGCUUACGCUCAAGCAUUCUCUAGUGCGCUGUUCAAUGCCGGAGUUCUGAAUGCAAGCAACAUUGACACAUUGGGAUCCCGAGUUCUGUCAGCAGUUUUGAACGGAGUAUCAAGUGCGGCGCAAGGUGUUGGCAUCAGUGUAGAUAGCGGCAGUGUACAAAGUGACAUUAGUUCCAGUAGCAGCUUCCUCUCAACAAGCUCGUCUGCGUCCAGUUUCUCUCAGACAUCAGCUUCUUCUACCAGCGGUGCUGGCUACACAGGGCCUGCUGGACCUUCUGGAUAUCCUGGACCUGUGGGUGGCGGAGCGCCGUUCGGUCAAACAUCAGGCCUCACCGCACCUACUGGCGGACAAGGCGCUUUCGGCGGUGCAACAAGUGGAGCGUCUGCUGGCCUUAUCUCCAGAGUAGCAAACGCACUUGCCAAUACAUCAACAUUGAGAACUGUCCUCAGAAGAGGUGUAUCCCAACAGAUUGCCUCCAGCGUGGUACAGAGAACCGCUCAGUCGUUGUCCAGUACUCUGGGAGUCGACGGAAAUAACUUCUCCAGAAUAGCAUUACAAGCCAUCUCUCAAGUGCCCGCAGGGUCUGACACUUCUGCUUACGCUCAAGCAUUCUCUAGUGCGCUGUUCAAUGCCGGAGUUCUGAAUGCAAGCAACAUUGACACAUUGGGAUCCCGAGUUCUGUCAGCAGUUUUGAACGGAGUAUCAAGUGCGGCGCAAGGUGUUGGCAUCAGUGUAGAUAGCGGCAGUGUACAAAGUGACAUUAGUUCCAGUAGCAGCUUCCUCUCAACAAGCUCGUCUGCGUCCAGUUUCUCUCAGACAUCAGAUUCUUCUACCAGCGGUGCUGACUACACAGGGCCUGCUGGACCUUCUGGAUAUCCUGGACCUGUGGGUGGCGGAGCGCCGUUCGGUCAAACAUCAGGCCUCACCGCACCUACUGGCGGACAAGGCGCUUUCGGCGGUGCAACAAGUGGAGCGUCUGCUGGCCUUAUCUCCAGAGUAGCAAACGCACUUGCCAAUACAUCAACAUUGAGAACUGUCCUCAGAAGAGGUGUAUCCCAACAGAUUGCCUCCAGCGUGGUACAGAGAGCCGCUCAGUCGUUGUCCAGUACUCUGGGAGUCGACGGAAAUAACUUCUCCAGAAUAGCAUUACAAGCCAUCUCUCAAGUGCCCUCAGGGUCUGACACUUCUGCUUACGCUCAAGCAUUCUCUAGUGCGCUGUUCAAUGCCGGAGUUCUGAAUGCAAGCAACAUUGACACAUUGGGAUCCCGAGUUCUGUCAGCAGUUUUGAACGGAGUAUCAAGUGCGGCGCAAGGUGUUGGCAUCAGUGUAGAUAGCGGCAGUGUACAAAGUGACAUUAGUUCCAGUAGCAGCUUCCUCUCAACAAGCUCGUCUGCGUCCAGUUUCUCUCAGACAUCAGCUUCUUCUACCAGCGGUGCUGGCUACACAGGGCCUGCUGGACCUUCUGGAUAUCCUGGACCUGUGGGUGGCGGAGCGCCGUUCGGUCAAACAUCAGGCCUCACCGCACCUACUGGCGGACAAGGCGCUUUCGGCGGUGCAACAAGUGGAGCGUCUGCUGGCCUUAUCUCCAGAGUAGCAAACGCACUUGCCAAUACAUCAACAUUGAGAACUGUCCUCAGAAGAGGUGUAUCCCAACAGAUUGCCUCCAGCGUGGUACAGAGAGCCGCUCAGUCGUUGUCCAGUACUCUGGGAGUCGACGGAAAUAACUUCUCCAGAAUAGCAUUACAAGCCAUCUCUCAAGUGCCCGCAGGGUCUGACACUUCUGCUUACGCUCAAGCAUUCUCUAGUGCGCUGUUCAAUGCCGGAGUUCUGAAUGCAAGCAACAUUGACACAUUGGGAUCCCGAGUUCUGUCAGCAGUUUUGAACGGAGUAUCAAGUGCGGCGCAAGGUGUUGGCAUCAGUGUAGAUAGCGGCAGUGUACAAAGUGACAUUAGUUCCAGUAGCAGCUUCCUCUCAACAAGCUCGUCUGCGUCCAGUUUCUCUCAGACAUCAGAUUCUUCUACCAGCGGUGCUGGCUACACAGGGCCUGCUGGACCUUCUGGAUAUCCUGGACCUGUGGGUGGCGGAGCGCCGUUCGGUCAAACAUCAGGCCUCACCGCACCUACUGGCGGACAAGGCGCUUUCGGCGGUGCAACAAGUGGAGCGUCUGCUGGCCUUAUCUCCAGAGUAGCAAACGCACUUGCCAAUACAUCAACAUUGAGAACUGUCCUCAGAAGAGGUGUAUCCCAACAGAUUGCCUCCAGCGUGGUACAGAGAGCCGCUCAGUCGUUGUCCAGUACUCUGGGAGUCGACGGAAAUAACUUCUCCAGAAUAGCAUUACAAGCCAUCUCUCAAGUGCCCUCAGGGUCUGACACUUCUGCUUACGCUCAAGCAUUCUCUAGUGCGCUGUUCAAUGCCGGAGUUCUGAAUGCAAGCAACAUUGACACAUUGGGAUCCCGAGUUCUGUCAGCAGUUUUGAACGGAGUAUCAAGUGCGGCGCAAGGUGUUGGCAUCAGUGUAGAUAGCGGCAGUGUACAAAGUGACAUUAGUUCCAGUAGCAGCUUCCUCUCAACAAGCUCGUCUGCGUCCAGUUUCUCUCAGACAUCAGCUUCUUCUACCAGCGGUGCUGGCUACACAGGGCCUGCUGGACCUUCUGGAUAUCCUGGACCUGUGGGUGGCGGAGCGCCGUUCGGUCAAACAUCAGGCCUCACCGCACCUACUGGCGGACAAGGCGCUUUCGGCGGUGCAACAAGUGGAGCGUCUGCUGGCCUUAUCUCCAGAGUAGCAAACGCACUUGCCAAUACAUCAACAUUGAGAACUGUCCUCAGAAGAGGUGUAUCCCAACAGAUUGCCUCCAGCGUGGUACAGAGAGCCGCUCAGUCGUUGUCCAGUACUCUGGGAGUCGACGGAAAUAACUUCUCCAGAAUAGCAUUACAAGCCAUCUCUCAAGUGCCCGCAGGGUCUGACACUUCUGCUUACGCUCAAGCAUUCUCUAGUGCGCUGUUCAAUGCCGGAGUUCUGAAUGCAAGCAACAUUGACACAUUGGGAUCCCGAGUUCUGUCAGCAGUUUUGAACGGAGUAUCAAGUGCGGCGCAAGGUGUUGGCAUCAGUGUAGAUAGCGGCAGUGUACAAAGUGACAUUAGUUCCAGUAGCAGCUUCCUCUCAACAAGCUCGUCUGCGUCCAGUUUCUCUCAGACAUCAGAUUCUUCUACCAGCGGUGCUGGCUACACAGGGCCUGCUGGACCUUCUGGAUAUCCUGGACCUGUGGGUGGCGGAGCGCCGUUCGGUCAAACAUCAGGCCUCACCGCACCUACUGGCGGACAAGGCGCUUUCGGCGGUGCAACAAGUGGAGCGUCUGCUGGCCUUAUCUCCAGAGUAGCAAACGCACUUGCCAAUACAUCAACAUUGAGAACUGUCCUCAGAAGAGGUGUAUCCCAACAGAUUGCCUCCAGCGUGGUACAGAGAGCCGCUCAGUCGUUGUCCAGUACUCUGGGAGUCGACGGAAAUAACUUCUCCAGAAUAGCAUUACAAGCCAUCUCUCAAGUGCCCGCAGGGUCUGACACUUCUGCUUACGCUCAAGCAUUCUCUAGUGCGCUGUUCAAUGCCGGAGUUCUGAAUGCAAGCAACAUUGACACAUUGGGAUCCCGAGUUCUGUCAGCAGUUUUGAACGGAGUAUCAAGUGCGGCGCAAGGUGUUGGCAUCAGUGUAGAUAGCGGCAGUGUACAAAGUGACAUUAGUUCCAGUAGCAGCUUCCUCUCAACAAGCUCGUCUGCGUCCAGUUUCUCUCAGACAUCAGAUUCUUCUACCAGCGGUGCUGGCUACACAGGGCCUGCUGGACCUUCUGGAUAUCCUGGACCUGUGGGUGGCGGAGCGCCGUUCGGUCAAACAUCAGGCCUCACCGCACCUACUGGCGGACAAGGCGCUUUCGGCGGUGCAACAAGUGGAGCGUCUGCUGGCCUUAUCUCCAGAGUAGCAAACGCACUUGCCAAUACAUCAACAUUGAGAACUGUCCUCAGAAGAGGUGUAUCCCAACAGAUUGCCUCCAGCGUGGUACAGAGAGCCGCUCAGUCGUUGUCCAGUACUCUGGGAGUCGACGGAAAUAACUUCUCCAGAAUAGCAUUACAAGCCAUCUCUCAAGUGCCCGCAGGGUCUGACACUUCUGCUUACGCUCAAGCAUUCUCUAGUGCGCUGUUCAAUGCCGGAGUUCUGAAUGCAAGCAACAUUGACACAUUGGGAUCCCGAGUUCUGUCAGCAGUUUUGAACGGAGUAUCAAGUGCGGCGCAAGGUGUUGGCAUCAGUGUAGAUAGCGGCAGUGUACAAAGUGACAUUAGUUCCAGUAGCAGCUUCCUCUCAACAAGCUCGUCUGCGUCCAGUUUCUCUCAGACAUCAGCUUCUUCUACCAGCGGUGCUGGCUACACAGGGCCUGCUGGACCUUCUGGAUAUCCUGGACCUGUGGGUGGCGGAGCGCCGUUCGGUCAAACAUCAGGCCUCACCGCACCUACUGGCGGACAAGGCGCUUUCGGCGGUGCAACAAGUGGAGCGUCUGCUGGCCUUAUCUCCAGAGUAGCAAACGCACUUGCCAAUACAUCAACAUUGAGAACUGUCCUCAGAAGAGGUGUAUCCCAACAGAUUGCCUCCAGCGUGGUACAGAGAGCCGCUCAGUCGUUGUCCAGUACUCUGGGAGUCGACGGAAAUAACUUCUCCAGAAUAGCAUUACAAGCCAUCUCCCAAGUGCCCGCAGGGUCUGACACUUCUGCUUACGCUCAAGCAUUCUCUAGUGCGCUGUUCAAUGCCGGAGUUCUGAAUGCAAGCAACAUUGACACAUUGGGAUCCCGAGUUCUGUCAGCAGUUUUGAACGGAGUAUCAAGUGCGGCGCAAGGUGUUGGCAUCAGUGUAGAUAGCGGCAGUGUACAAAGUGACAUUAGUUCCAGUAGCAGCUUCCUCUCAACAAGCUCGUCUGCGUCCAGUUUCUCUCAGACAUCAGCUUCUUCUACCAGCGGUGCUGGCUACACAGGGCCUGCUGGACCUUCUGGAUAUCCUGGACCUGUAGGUGGCGGAGCGCCGUUCGGUCAAACAUCAGGCCUCACCGCACCUACUGGCGGACAAGGCGCUUUCGGCGGUGCAACAAGUGGAGCGUCUGCUGGCCUUAUCUCCAGAGUAGCAAACGCACUUGCCAAUACAUCAACAUUGAGAACUGUCCUCAGAAGAGGUGUAUCCCAACAGAUUGCCUCCAGCGUGGUACAGAGAGCCGCUCAGUCGUUGUCCAGUACUCUGGGAGUCGACGGAAAUAACUUCUCCAGAAUAGCAUUACAAGCCAUCUCUCAAGUGCCCGCAGGGUCUGACACUUCUGCUUACGCUCAAGCAUUCUCUAGUGCGCUGUUCAAUGCCGGAGUUCUGAAUGCAAGCAACAUUGACACAUUGGGAUCCCGAGUUCUGUCAGCAGUUUUGAACGGAGUAUCAAGUGCGGCGCAAGGUGUUGGCAUCAGUGUAGAUAGCGGCAGUGUACAAAGUGACAUUAGUUCCAGUAGCAGCUUCCUCUCAACAAGCUCGUCUGCGUCCAGUUUCCCUCAGACAUCAGCUUCUUCUACCAGCGGUGCUGGCUACACAGGGCCUGCUGGACCUUCUGGCUACGCUGGGCCUGUAGAUGGCGGAGCGCAGUUCGGUUCUGUUUCAGGCCAAUCCUCUUUCGGUCAAACAAGUCUUACGGCUUCUGCUGGCGCUCAAGGUGGUUUCCUUGGUGGUGUUCCAUCUGGUCUGACCUCUGGUGCCGGACAGUCGGCUGGAGUAUCUCUCAUAUCUUCUCUUAAUUCACCCGUUGGAUUGAGAUCUGGUUCUGCUGCUUCUAGAAUUAGUCAAUUAACAUCCUCUGUAACAAAUGCGGUCGGCCCCAAUGGUGUUGAUGUUAAUGCUCUUGCCCGAAGUCUUCAAUCUAGUUUCUCGGCACUCAGAAGCUCCGGCAUGUCUUCAAGUGAUGCUAAAAUUGAAGUAUUGUUAGAAACCAUUGUUGGUCUGCUUCAACUCUUGAGCAACACGCAGAUUAGAGGAGUGAACCCGGCAACGGCAUCUUCAGUAGCAAAUUCUGCUGCGAGGUCUUUUGAAUUAGUUUUAGCUUAAGAGAUAUUGAUUGUUCGACUUCGAGAUAAAUAUAAUUUUUUUGAAAUGUAACUUGCUGAUAAAAUUUCGUAUUAAAUUAAAAGCAUUUUUGAAACGCA